Messenger RNA from Phragmites australis (common reed), 3139 nucleotides. Its product is annotated as plastid division protein CDP1, chloroplastic-like. Gene Ontology annotation, cellular component: chloroplast inner membrane. The record is from RefSeq and is a predicted model, not a curated record. Gene Ontology annotation, biological process: chloroplast fission. The coding region runs from base 342 to 2744 and encodes 800 amino acids. NCBI's taxonomy places the organism in Eukaryota, Viridiplantae, Streptophyta, Magnoliopsida, Poales, Poaceae. The transcript is spliced from 12 exons.
AUUUUGUUUAACGAUUUUGUUACUUGUCGCGUCCUGAGGGUGAGAGGCUGUUCUAGAGUUGCCGUUGGAGCCGAGAACAAGUCGUGUACUAUGCCACAUCUACAAAGCGUGCAUGAACCAAGUCCACGGAGGAAGCACGAUCCAUCGCCGUCCAACCCUCCUCCGGCCUCCGGCGUCGCCUUCACCAUCACGACUCCCCCCGUCCUGUCCUCCUCAUUGACACUUUCUCCCUUCGUCUCCUCCUUUAUUCCCUCAUCCACCUCCCCCAAAACCCUCACGUCCCAAAGCCUCUCUCUCCACAUGGCGAACUCCGGUUAGGGUUGGGUCUCCGGAGCCCGGCCAUGGCGAUGCCGACGGUGGCCUCUGCGACGGCGGCGGCGGCGCUUCACCCCGCGGUGGCCUCCCCGUGCUCGGUGCGGCGUGCCAGUGUCGGCAUUGGCAAUGCGUCGGCGUUUGGGGGUGGAUGCCUGGCAGGCGGCCGGCAACGGGCGGCUACGCGGGCGGUGCGUGCCACGGUGGCGGCCGAGAGCGGCAGGCAGGAGGCCCCCGCUGCACAGAUGGUGGAGAUCCCCGUCACCUGCUAUCAGAUUCUAGGUGUCACAGAGAAGGCUGAAAAAGAUGAGAUUGUCAAAGCAGCAAUGGAGCUUAAAAAUUCAGGGAUAGAAGAUGGAUAUACAGCUGAGGUGCCUACCUGCAGACAGACUCUGCUGGUAGAUGUGAGAGAUAAACUUCUCUUUGAACAAGAGUAUGCAGGAAACAUAAAGGAAAAGAUUCCACCCAGAUCCUCUCUUCAUAUACCUUGGAGCUGGCUGCCUGCAGUUCUGUGUGUUUUGCAGGAGGUUGGAGAAGAGAAGCUAGUUUUGGAUAUCGGUCAGGCAGCUCUACGACGCCCUGAUUCUAAACCUUAUGUUCAUGACGUGCUUCUUGCAAUGGCAUUAGCUGAGUGCUCUAUUGCAAAAGCUAGCUUUGAGAAAAGUAAAGUAUCUCUUGGCUUUGAGGCUCUAGCACGUGUUCAAUAUCUUUUGAGGAGAAAAUCAUCUUUGGAGAAGAUGCCCCUUCUUGAACAGAUUGAAGAAUCACUUGAAGAGCUUGCACCUGCUUGCACUCUCGAACUUCUAAGCUUGCCUCAGACUCCUGAAAAUUCUGAACGCAGGCGAGGUGCUAUUGCAGCUCUCUGUGAAUUGCUUAGACAUGGCCUUGAUGUUGAAUCCUCUUGUAGGGUUCAUGACUGGCCUUGUUUCUUGAGCCAAGCAAUGAACAGAUUAUUAGCCACUGAAAUUGUUGAUCUACUUUCUUGGGACACUUUGGCUACAACUCGUAAAAACAAAAGAUCAUUGGAGUCCCAGAGCCAGCGGGUGGUAGUUGACUUCAACUGCUUCUAUGUGGCGAUGCUUGCUCACCUUGCAUUUGGAUUUUCAACCCGCCAGACUGAGUUGAUCAAGAAAGCUAAAACCAUCUGUGAAUGUUUAGUUGCCUCUGAGAGCACAGACCUAAAAUUUGAGGAAUCUUUCUGCUCAUAUCUUCUUGGAGAGGAAGCUGGUACCACAGUUUUUGAAAAGCUUCAGCAGCUUCAAAGUAAUGGAAGUUCAAAUUCAAGGAAUUACGGGUUAUAUAAAAAGAAAGACAGCAGUGGCAAGCUUACUGUCAACCAAUCACUGGAACUGUGGCUGAAGGAUGUAGCACUUUCUCGUUUUGCAGAUACAAGAGAUUGUCCAUCAUCUUUGGCCAACUUUUUUGGAGCUCCUAAGCGCAUCCUUAACACGUCCAAGCAGAAAUUGGGAUCCUCAAGAGCGGUCCUUUUGAGCUCUCAGCCUUCUUCUAGUGUCUCAACAUGCAACAUAACUUCAGGGGAGCAAACCCCAAGAUUGAGUCCUAACAGCCAUUUGGGGGAGGCUGUAAAGCAACUUGCACCUACCAACUUGGGGCUCCAUUCAUCAAUGGAUGGGCCAGCGAAUGGUUCAGGCACAACAUCUGUUCCCCUGACGCGCAAUCCUGGAUCCCAUACUUUAAGAACAUUGGAAUUAUGGGGACUAACUGGAGAUAUUAUAGGAAAGCUUGCCUAUAGUGCACUCCUAGGGUUUGUUGUAUUUGGCACAUUCAAACUGUUCAGGUUUCAGUCCGGGCAUGUGAAACCUGCUAACCCAAGUAGAGAGUCUGCAUCCAUAUUGUCCUUGAAUGAAGCAUCUGCACCAGAAGGGUUUUUUAUCACCAGAAGUGUCAGGAAGCAUUUUGAAAAGUUGUCAAAAAUGCUUUGGCUGAAUGAUAGGCUUUAUUCUAAUAGUGAAGAAUGUGAUAAAUAUCCAAUGCCUAAUGAUGUCGCUACUGCAGUGUGCAAGCAAAAGAUGGAUAUUCAAGAAGCAGAAGCACUCGUCAAACAGUGGCAGAACAUAAAAUCUGAAGCCCUUGGCCCUGACUAUCAAAUUGACAUGCUCCCUGAGAUUCUUGAUGGUUCAAUGCUCGCAAAGUGGCAAGAUUUAGCAUUAUUAGCAAAGGAUCAGUCCUGCUAUUGGAGAUUUGUUUUAUUAAAUCUCUCUGUUGUUCGAGCUGAGAUAAUCUUGGACGAGGCUGGUGCUGGUGAAGCAGCAGAAAUUGAUGCUAUGCUUGAGGAAGCAGCUGAGCUUGUUGAUGACUCCCAGCCCAAGAAACCCGGUUACUACAGUACAUACGAAGUUCAGUACAUAUUGAGGAGGCAGAAUGAUGGAUCAUGGAAAAUCUGCGAGGCUGCUGUCCGUGACCUGACGUGAUUCUGCCAAAAGGGCAAAAAGACAACAUAUUCGUCACCUGAUACUCUGAUAGGCCACAGGGCAGUACAGAUCUAAAUUAGUUCCAACAUGGCGAGCUUUAGCAUAUUAGAAAUCUGUAGUGGCACUGUUAGGUUACCUUACGAUCAAUUGUUGUACCGUGCACUAGUUAGCUGAGUUCCAUCGGGCUGGUCGAUGCCUCAUCAGAAAUUCAGGAUUGCACACAAUAGAUGCUGACCUGCUAGUACAGAUGCUAACCCACUGCUGAUACCACAUUCCUUUGUUCCUUUCCCGCUAUGGUGUGAAUUCAUGUGAUUUAAUUUGAGUUAUACCCACGUGUAAUUGCAUUGGCGGCGGCCAUUGUUCAAAGAACUAUGCAACUUACUGUUGACUGUUAA